Molecule: messenger RNA, 3770 nt
Organism: Anneissia japonica
Lineage: Eukaryota; Metazoa; Echinodermata; Crinoidea; Comatulida; Comatulidae
Product: phosphofurin acidic cluster sorting protein 2-like
Exons: 21
Coding region: 368-2833 (821 amino acids)
Biological process (GO): protein localization to plasma membrane
Source: RefSeq, a predicted model, not a curated record
CUUAGAUACUGCUUGAUUUGUAAUUGAUAAAAAGUUAGACAGAAAGAGGGUUCAGAUUAUGAUGUUAAUUCUUCCUUGGACCAUGCAGGAAUUUUAGGUGGAUGUUCUAUAUUGUUGAUUACCAUUGUCACAGAUCCUGUACAUUUAAUGAUGUGAUUUGUAUAUCAAGACAAUGAAAUGAUAUAUGGAUGAUGUAGGCCUAGUUUUCCAAUAAAGAUAUUGUAUUAUUAUUAUGGUCGACUGUACGACAACGAGUAUGCUCAGUAGGCUAGGCUAGGCCUACACUGUAUUGAUCGUCUGUCUAUAAAUAAGACAAUACUCAGGCAGAUUCACUAGGCCUACUAGGAGCUAGGCCUAGGCUUACAUUAUGGCAGAUACUAGCAGCAGUAGCAGGGUGAUUUCAGGCAAGGGAAUGAAUGCCAAAGUGGUGGUACCCAUGAAACUAUUCGCUACAUGGGAAGUGGAUAGGACAUCACCAAAUUGCAUACCAAGGUUAUGCAGUCUUAGGUUGACAAGAUUAUGUGUUUUAAAACCACUGGAAAAUGAUUUGAGUUCACUUAUUAUCGCUGUGCGCAUGCAGAGUUCAAAGCGGACACUUCGAUCAAAUGAAAUUGUAUUUUCUUCAAGCAAAAAUCUAGAAACGGAAUUGGACUUAUCAUUCUCUUUACAGUACCCACAUUUUCUGAAACGAGAUGGAAACCGGUUACAAGUUAUGCUACAAAGAAGAAAACGCUACAAAAACAGGACAAUUUUGGGCUACAAAACUCUUGCAACAGGUGAUAUUAACAUGUCUGAGGUUUUGCAAAGAUCAAAAGACAGUGAAUUACGAUUAUAUAACCAGACCAAAGAAACGGAAAAAGAAGUUGCAGUAGUGAAGGUAUUAGGUUUGUCCAGCCAACCAGUGGACCAAUUAAGUAAGCGACCGCAAGAUAUUAUUGCUGAUGGUGCAUACAAUGAAAGUGAUGAUGACGAUGAUUCGUAUUAUUCAGACCAGGAUAAUAGUGACAGUGGAGAGAAUCUUGAAACACAGGAACUUGAUGCUGAAGAAGAUGGGAAAAGUAGCAGAACCAAACAGAUAGCACAUAGGCAGCGGAACCUGAAACAAAAGUUCAUUAGCUUACUGAAGCGAUUAAAGGUUGCAAGUGAUGAAAGUGACACGGACCAGUAUCAGUUCCCUGGACAAGCUGCAAAUGCGGAUGAUGAUUCAUUAUAUGGUGAUCUUGAUGAGUUGAAUAUGAGUGACAGCGAGCCUGAUGUUGAUCUAGAUGAUGUCAGUAUUGAAUCAACGCCUAAACCUGUUUUAAGACCUUUCUUCUCACAAAAUAUUCCCACGUCUGUAACUGAGGCAGAAGUGAUGGAUAUAGUGAAAAGGAAGACAUCGGAGAAUGGAUUUAACCAAGAAUCUGAGGAUACUCCGUCAGACGAGAGCUUACAGCUUAAUGAGCAGCCUCCUCCCAAGUCGGUUUCCGUGGGAACCCUUGCUCUAUCAUCAUCUGGCGGAGCCAAUGGUGGACAAAAGAACAUCAACAGACCUAGGUCAUCAUCUAAUAAGGAAAAACAAGGCCAGAGACAAACCCACAGAAGCAAUAGUCUCAACUACUCGGAUCAUACUCAAGAGGAAGCACGCAAGUCCCUUGCUGAUAGGUUGUCGUUACUUUGGCCUCAUAAUGAUUCUAUACCAGAAAAGUUUAUACUAGUAAACGCAACGGAGUGGCAGGGUCAAGUUCUCUCGCACAAAUUGCAGCAGGAGAAACAUAGAGUAGUGUGUACAUUUUCAAGUGCUGAUGUGGAAGACACAAUGCUAUUUUUAGUCACUAAAAUACAGAAAUUCUGUAACCAAAACCCUAAGGUUCCUCGGACAAUCAAGCUGGUAAUAUGUGGUGGAGAAGGGUAUGUUGGUACCAUUCUCAGGCCGUAUGUUGAACAAUUCUCAACUAAAUCCCCUGACUGGCAAAAAUAUGUUAGCUUUUACAUCAUUCCUCUAGGAAAUUCAUCUCUGGGAAAGUACUUGGGUGCAAUUGACAGUAAAUAUCACUCAAUGUUUGUAGAGCCUUCAUGGAGGGAGUUGUUUGAUAAAGACCAACAAGAAGCAAAUGGAAUUGUGAGUAGAGUGUCCAAGUACUUGAGCACGGCCACGUGCAACCACCAGCUUCGCAUCGGAGAAGUGAUGGUCAACUAUAAACUGAAGAGUACAGGCACAGAAUCAACUCAGAAAUUUAUUCCAUUCAUCAAUAGUGUUACAAUUGGUGCUAAUUCAUCUACUGUACCUACGUCAUUUUCAGAGCCUGAAGACAGCUUUUCACCCUUGUCAACAAGUCCGAAGGAGAAAGAUGGACCAACGCCACCAUCAAGUCCAGCCACCAACACAGACGCUGUUGUACAACAGAGGAGAGGUUCGCUAAUUGAAAUCGGAAGUUCAAGUCCACCAGCACCAGCAGAGUUAAUGGACUUACAGGUGGAAUAUUGGCCGAUGUUUUCCGGCAUGAAAAAGGACAAGUCAUCUUUGAAAACAACCUUUCGUUCAUUGAUUGUCAAUCGCUUGUCAAGCUCCAAGGGGCAAUCAGAUUCAUCGCUCUCUAUGACUGUAGUUACUAGAGAGAGGAACAAGAAAUCAAAACAAGUGAUGCGUAUCGGUAAGAAACACAAAGACUCGGAGAAGAGUCAGGUAAUUGAUGGAAUCUAUCGAUUGGUGUGCACAUCAAAGUCACAGAGUAAUUCCCUUACAGUCAACAUUGAUGGGAAUGAAUUAACUGGAGUGAAGUUUUUCCAGUUGACGGCACAAACACAUAGUCACAUCAAGCAGUUCCCAGUAAUUGUGUUUGCUGAAUCUUGACCAAUGGCCGAUGGCUAAGUUGAUACUUGGUCCUUUUUAAAAGAACGACCAAAUACCAUUUAGAUGGAUGCUUUUAGUAGUAAAUGAAAUUAAUGGAGAAACGAUUGGUCAGUUGAUGAUGUCAAGAUGAAGAAAGUUUAAUGAAACAUGGCUGACCUUUAAAAGGCUUUAUGCUGAGCCCAACUAGGCUGUCCAGCCCACAGAGACUCUUUAAGGGCUUUCUGAGGAUGGGGAAAGACCUUUAAAAGAGGGCAAGAUCUUCAUUAAGGACCCUGAAGGUUUUGGCUAUGUCGAGACAAAAUGUAUAUCGCCAUUACCGUCCUAUUUUAAAUGACACCGCUGCACUUCUACUACUGGAGUGAAUUCAGUAGAGACUGAUCUUUUAAAACAAUUUUGGGCAUUAUUGUUGGAGAAAGGAUGAGUUAUUGAUUGAUGUCAGUCAAAACAAUUGUAUGCCAGUCAAUGGAGAAAUGAAAUGGAAUCGGACUUAUAAGCUUUUAUGGUAAUAAAGAAGAAAUGCUAAAUCAUUACUGUGGCUAUUAAGUGGCAAAUCUUACUUGAUAAAUGUCCUUUUCAAAUGCAUGAUAUGUGGCCAGUAUACAGUGAGGUGAUGUAAUAUGUCGUAACUGAAUAAACAUAGUAGGAUGUUUACAUUCAGCAGGAUUAAACAGGUGAAUGCAGGCUCAACAAAAGUAUGGCAACCCUCAAAGCACAAGCAAUACACGUUGCAACAAGUUCUGCUCUAAUCUUGAAAGCAGAUUUUGAAUUCAAGUUGAAUCCCAUGUAAAAUAUCACAUGUCUGCUGCCUUGAAUUGAACAAUAAAUAAAAUUGUUAAUAAAUAAUUGAAAGAUAGCAACAUGGUGCUAGAAAUUGCUAUAUUUCGUACUCCCCUCCUCCAAGCUUUCCACAUGCUUCUGUUCAACCUAUAUACCAAAU